GAAAGGGUGUUGGGCGAGGCUGUGGAGGAGCGCUGGACUGUGGCUGCUGAAGUGCUAGUGGGGCUGCCUCAUACACCUUUUUUGUCCCCGGGCAUUCCCCGGGCACAUUGAAUGCCUGUGCUUGCCCAGCCCUCAAGAGAGAGGGACGUCUGUGCUGAAACCGAAAAGUCAUAUUAGCGGAUUUAUGAAGCGUGCCGAAAGCGAGAAGAGGGCCCCAAAAUGUGUUCACUUGUACACUUUUUUUUUUUUUUUUUUUUAGGACUCAGAAGGACUGCGUUGUUUUUCACAGUUACAGUUCACGACGAGGCUGUCCAAGCACUUACGGUGAUGAACCUGCAAAGGAGACUGAAGAGGCGUUUAUUAUUAGAGAAGGCAAGGGAAAACAGCGUUUCACGGAGGGAGUGAUUAACCGCAGAGUGCUGCUAAGGAAGUCAAGUGUUUUCAAAGCUGAAAAUGAUCCUUGGGGAUGAAAUCUGAAGAACACAGAACAGAAAGAUGGGAUGAUGCUGGAUCCUUGGUGAUGUCAUUCAGCCACUGAAUUGGAAUCCAUAGGCUACUUAUUCUACCUCCAAACAUAUGAGAUACCAUAUUUCUGUGUUGUUAAAUUUCCGGUAAUUAUAAAUAAAGACAUUCUAACUUUAUAUAAAUUCCAGAAUGUAGACGACUUGGUGCUCAACUGGCUCUCUUAAUCCAGAAAUUCCAAGUUUACAUUUCCAGUGACUGAGGAUAACCAAAAUAAAAGACAUGAAUGGAAUCAGUUGGUCUUGAAGUUCUGAACGGAACUCUGGUACAAAGUUAUUUUGGAGUCAGAACCAACAGAUCUCUAAUAUUCCUUGGGUCUGAAAAUUGCAGCAACUGGUGAGACAGAAGGUCUCAUGGCAGAAUGGAAGACUUUACUGAAGCCAAAUCUUUGGAUAUUGGGCCCAUCUAUUUCUUUGAUCAGAUGAAACCAAAAAGGAAAAUAUGGGAAAAAAGAGAACAUGAAGGCCAUUUCCCCCAUUUGAGAUACACCUCAAGAGCUAUUUAUAGUCAUACAAACAGUACAGUAUCUAAAGAACAAAAGGAAGCAAGACUAUCUACAGUAGCUGAAUGUGAGAAGAAAGAUGAAUUCCAUUCAUCUGGGAUCUCACAAAUUUCUGGUGUUUCCAAGUUUUCAUCUAACCUUCGAUUCACCAAAAUAUACCGGCAAAAGAAUCUAUUUGAAGAAUAUAAACUGAUUGCUGCUGAAAUACUGAGUGAACUUGGGGAGAUGUUGCAGAAAUAUGCUGAGUAUAACAUUACUUUCCCUGCGGGAAUUGUAAAUCUUAUGAAUUACAGCUGGCAUGAUCUUAUUGAAGGUGUUUGUAAGUGUGCAACGAAAAAUCUGAAGAAAAACAAUGCCUUAAAAAGAGAUUCCAAAAACAUGACCCAAAUCAGCACCUGUGCAAGAGAGGAAUAUCAUAAGGAAAAUCAUCUUGUGAAAGCAAAAAAAGACCACCCUGUUUCAUCGGCUCUUGUCAAACAAAACCAGUAUUCACAGAUCCCGCAGGAUAGCCAUUUACCUGUUGUCAUCCACUUCUCCCUGUUAUCCAAGAUCUGUUUAGAAAAUGGUUGGAUCUUUCAACAUCCUCACUCAAAAUUGGAAAUUCUGAAAUGGAAGACAAUCCUCAAUACUGCUGUGAAGAGACUACAAGAAGCCAUAAUUCAAAUAAAAGCAGAAGAAGCAAAGCUUAAAAAAGAAGGAUUCAACAAAUGUCUUAUCCUGCGCCACUAUAAUGAUCCUAAAGGCAUGGUGAAGGUAGACAACAGUCCCAAAGUUUCCCAAUGUUUCUGGCUGGAGCUGCUGAAGAGGAAGCCUAAGAUGCCAACAGUCAAAGAGGCUGACCCAGAGAUGAAAAAGUUCCAUUAUGCCCUGGUAGAUGGUUCCUCUUUGACCUACUAUCCUUCUGGCCGCCUCGCUGUCUGCCAAAGCUAUUCUGCUCUCCCUUGGGGUGGCAUGUACACCAACAUAUUCAGUGACCUGCCCAACCAAGUUAUCCUGGGAACCUUUACACCUUUUGGAUGUGGUAGCAUUUCUUUUCCUAAAAGCCUAAUAAUAUCAAUGAUGUUUAAUCAGGAUGGUGGCAUGGUGAUCGGCAAAAAAGGAAACAUUAUAAGGGAAUGGAUGUGGCCUUCAAAGGGAAAACUUGAUGAUCCAGUUGAAAUUUGGGUGAACGAGUUCAUUACAGUGGAGAUUUCUGGGCGCUUUGCCAUAACCUUGGUCUACAAAUGGCAUCCCCAAAGCCUAAAGCUAUCUCUGGCACCUGUAAAAUGCAAGUUUUUCCAUCAAGGCUUACCUGAGGAGCCAUUCCCUGAUGUCAACCCCAUCUCCAAAGAAGCCAUGGAGUUAUUCAAGGCCUAUAAAGUAAAGUGCAAACAUAUGAAAUCUGCAACACAGGACAAAGAUCCUUCGAGUUUAACAGACACAAUGAAAAUAGCUACGUUUGAUCCCGUAAUGGACAUAAGCCCUAUGUCUGACAUCACAACAGUUAUUAAAUUAAGAAGACUGCAGAAAAAGGUCAAGCACAUCCUACUUCACUGGCUGGAUUACUACAGAUUUGCUUUAGGAAUUGAAUCCCUGUACAUUUGCAAAAUACCCAAGUCGCCACAAAAAGUGAUCAAGAAACAAAAAGUCUCAUCAGCAAAAUUUCCUCUGAAACAAAGUACAAAGGAAAAAGAUGAGAAUAAGGAGUAUCUUCAAUACCAAAAUACCUUCCUAAAACUGAAAGGUAUCUUUCAGCCUUCGCCUCUCUAUUGCAUCCGGAAGACCCCAGUCAGCAAUCAGUACCUCAGGCUUCCUCUUCCUCCCAUUGAGAGCAAGGACGCAUGGUUUGCUUCCCAGCUGCUUUGUCCUGUGGUCCUCAGGAGGACACUGUGUGGGAAGGAAGGGGGCACAUGCCAAUGUGGCACUUACAGCAUCCCUGAAGUGACAGACCUGGAGUAUGAUCACCUUAUAAGCACCCAGCUGUCCUCCGUGGAUCAGGUCAUUAUAGUCCACGUGACCUCAGCUAAGGAAACAGACAAGACUAUAAAAGAAAUGGCCCAGGUGUAUAGGAAACUGAACAGAUCCAAAAGCAUGCCUUGCAUUCAGAGUUGUUCAGAUCCCUUUCGAUUGCUCAAAUACAACAUCACCUCUGCAUCUAAAUUUACUGGCAACAGUUGUCCACUUCUGGUUCAAAGGCACAAUGUCAUUCCAGGAAUUUUUUUGAUGUACAUUAGGGGAAAAUUAGUAUUUGCCAACUUUAUUUUCAAUGGCUAUAGCACAUCUGCUAAAGACCUUCAAAAGCAAAUUGUGAAGACAAAGAGUGAUUAUCAUACAGGAUAUUUCCUACCCAAUGACUUCAGGAUCCGGUAGAGUAACUAAUAUAUUCUAUC
This is a messenger RNA of Prionailurus viverrinus (fishing cat), 3393 nucleotides long. RefSeq lists its product as uncharacterized. The transcript is spliced from 17 exons. The record is from RefSeq and is a predicted model, not a curated record. NCBI's taxonomy places the organism in Eukaryota, Metazoa, Chordata, Mammalia, Carnivora, Felidae. Bases 884 to 3373 code for a protein of 829 amino acids.